CCUCAUAAUUACAGAACUUCCUGCUGUGGAGUUCACCAUAAUUACCAUUUCCACCCCUUCUCUUCUUCAUCACUCACACACUCUCUCUCUCUCUCUCUCUCACACACACACACACACACACAGCUCAGAGAAGAGUGAAGAAAUGAAGUUGUUAUGGUUUUGGGUUUUUACAGCAGCAUCUUUACUCUUCAACACUUCCUCCUUCGCUCUCACCCAAGAUGGCAAGACAUUGCUGAUAAUAAAAGGGGGUUGGAACGACACUCGGCAUGUGCUGAAAAACUGGAAAGCUUCAGAUCCCAAUCCCUGCAACUGGACUGGCAUUACUUGUCAUCUCAAUGACCAAACCGUCCGUUCUAUAAACCUACCCUACAUGCAGCUCGGCGGCAUCAUCUCUCCAGAAAUCGGGAAACUCAGUCGAUUACACAGACUGGCACUUCAUCAGAACAGCUUACAUGGAUACAUUCCUGCUGAAAUUACACAAUGCAAAGAUCUUAGAGCACUGUAUUUGAGGGCUAAUUAUCUGCAAGGUAGCAUUCCGCCGGAGCUUGGAAAUCUUUUGAAUCUUGUUAUCCUGGAUUUGUCAAGCAAUUCACUAAGAGGAUCCAUACCUGCCUCUAUUGGCCACCUCAGUCAUUUGCGAUUUCUGAACUUAUCCACAAACUUCUUCUCUGGCGAAAUCCCAAAUAAUGGAGUUCUUGGCAGUUUCAAAAACGGCUCGUUUACUGGCAAUUUAGACCUGUGCGGUUUGCAAGUUCAGAAGUUAUGUCGGAGUUCACUGGGCUUCCCUGUGGUGUUACCACACUCGGGUAACGAUGCUUCCACAGUUCCUCCAAAAAGAUUGUCACAUUAUCUCAAUGGAGUCCUGAUUGGUGCCAUGUCCACGAUGGGUCUUGCCCUUGUUGUGCUCCUUGCAUUCCUUUGGAUCUGUUUACUAUCAAAGAAAGGAAAAAUAGGCAAAAAAUACACAAAAGUUGAUAAGCAGCUUGACCAUGAUACAGGCACCAAGCUUGUGACGUUUCACGGUGAUCUUCCAUAUUCUUCCCAUGAGAUCAUAAAAAAGCUUGAGUUACUUGAUGAAGAGGAUGUUGUGGGAUCAGGAGGAUUCGGUACUGUGUACAAGAUGGUGAUGGAUGAUUCUAGCAUAUUUGCUGUUAAGAGGAUCGAUAGGAGUCGUGAAGGGUCUGAUCAGAUCUUUGAGAGAGAGCUUGAGAUCUUGGGUAGCAUCAAACACAUAAACCUUGUCAAUCUGAGAGGCUAUUGCAGGCUUCCCUAUUCAAAGCUUCUCAUAUACGAUUAUUUGGCCUUGGGUAGCUUAGAUCAUUUUCUACAUGAACAUGGGCAAGAAGAGCGGCCACUGAACUGGAAUGCACGUUUAAGAAUAGCUCUUGGUUCUGCCCGAGGACUAGCAUAUUUACACCAUGAUUGCUGUCCACGUAUUGUGCACAGGGACAUAAAAUCCAGCAACAUACUCCUGGAUGCAAACAUGGAGCCUCAUGUGUCUGAUUUUGGUCUUGCCAAGCUUCUUGUUGAUGACGAUGCCCAUGUUACUACUGUGGUUGCGGGUACUUUUGGUUAUUUGGCACCAGAGUACUUGCACAGUGGUCAAGCCACUGAGAAGUCAGAUGUCUAUAGCUUUGGAGUGCUCUUAUUAGAACUAGUAACUGGCAAGAGGCCAACAGAUCCAUUGUUUGUCAAGCGGGGCUUGAAUGUUGUAGGCUGGAUCAAUACACAGACGAGGGAAAACAGGCUGCAGGAUAUAGUGGAUAAGAGGUGCAAAGAUGUAGAUGCAGAGACAGUUGAAGCAGUUCUCGACGUAGCUGCAAGGUGCACAGAUGCAAAUCCAGACAAUCGCCCCUCAAUGAACAGGAUCUUGCAGUUGCUAGAAGAGGUCAUUUCACCCUGCCUCAGUGAAUUCUAUGACUCUCAUUCUGACUGCUAAGGAAAUCCAUUGAUCAAACAUCUUGUUUUGGGCAACACCAUUUUCUGCAGACAAUGCGUCAUCCAUAUAUAUCUAUUUGCACAUUGAAAAUCACAGCAUGUCCUUGUAGAAAUUCCAGCUGUGCACUUGUCUUCCCGACAAGUAAAAAAGACACUAUUGAAUGGAAAACUCAGCAUUAUCACCA
Molecule: messenger RNA, 2123 nt
Organism: Magnolia sinica
Lineage: Eukaryota; Viridiplantae; Streptophyta; Magnoliopsida; Magnoliales; Magnoliaceae
Product: LRR receptor-like serine/threonine-protein kinase FEI 2
Exons: 13
Coding region: 143-1939 (598 amino acids)
Biological process (GO): protein phosphorylation
Molecular function (GO): ATP binding; protein kinase activity; protein binding
Source: RefSeq, a predicted model, not a curated record